AAUAUUUUAUAAAUUUUCGGCAAUCACGUGGUACAACCAGCACGCCGCGAAAAAUGUGUACACAUGUAUUUGUUUUUUAAUGUCUUGCGUUCUGAAGAAAACAUGAAUGAUAGAUUGGUAUUUUAGGAAAGCUGACACGAAGGGAUAACAGAUCCUUAUCAAGAUGGGUGUUUACCUUUCUACUCCAAACACUGAAAAAAUAUCAAUAGACAAAUCCAACAAGAAGUUUAGCUAUGGUGCUUCCUCUAUGCAAGGAUGGAGGGUUUCUCAAGAGGAUUCGCACAACUGCAUUGAUGACUUGGACGAGGACACGGCUCUCUUUGCUGUAUAUGAUGGCCAUGGAGGGUCCGAGGUUGCCCAGUAUUGCUCACUUCAUCUCCCUGACUACAUCAAACAACAUCCACUUUUCAAAGAUGGAAAAUUGAAAGAGGCACUUGAAGUUGCAUUUCUUGGAUUUGACCAGAAAUUGUUAGAGAAGGAAGCCUUGGAUGAAAUGAGAGUUUUAGCUGGAAUAGAUGAAGAAGAGGAUGAAGAAGGUGAAACUUCAAACACAUUUAAACAGUCGAAAGGAAAAAUGAAAUCUGAGGCAGAUUUGUUGCGAUCAGAAGCUGAUAUGCCUCUGGAAGAUCUAUUGGCAAAGUAUGAAGGACUUCCACAACCCAGACUUAUACAGAAGAAACGAACUACUGUCAACUCUCCUCUGUUGAAAGGGAAAAAAGAAUCCAAAUUUACAGCAAUGGGCUCUGUAGAAACAGAAGAAACAUGUAGUUCAUCUUCUGAUACAGGAACUUCCUGGACAAGGGAUAAGUUGGCAAACGGCCAUGCAGAAAAUGAAAACAAUUUAAACAGAGAAAAAGAGCAAAAUGAAAAUAUUCAAAUGUUGAAUGAUGAUGAAAGUGAAGCAAUUGAAAGUAAUGAUAUAAAAUCAGAGGAGGAGGUGAAGUCUCCACAAGACAAUACUGUUGGUUAUUCCACUUCCAGUUUUCAGCAGUGUGUAUCUUCUAGUUCAGAUGGACCUUCUAAAUUAGAGACACCAUCAUCAAAAUCUGACAGAAGUGACAUAAAGCAGGAAUCCGCAGAGGCAGUCUGUACAUCUACAUCCUCUUCAUCUCAGUCAUCUGAAAGCUUGAAAUCUGAUUGUGACUCAACUACAAAGAAUGUAAAUAUAUCUGAGUCCUCUGAUAUAGAAGCGGAAAAAUUAGUGAAUGCUUCAGCUGUAACAGGGGAAGAAGUUGCAGAGGAGCCUAGCUCCACAAAAUCUGAAUCCAGUCCAGGGAAAGGAAAGGGAAAAGGGAAAGGCAAGGGGAAGGGGAAAUCAUCCAGCAAGUCUGCAGAACAAGUUUGUUCCUCUAGUACUGUGGAUUCUUCUGAAACAGAUCAGGGAAAACCUUCCUUCUUUCUUGGUGAUUCCAAGAAUGAGGCAGAUGGUGGUGAGGAGGAAGCUGACCAGGAGGAAGAGGAGGAGGGUUUUGAAAAGCAGCUGGAAGAAGACUUUGACAGUGAUGAAGAUGAAGAUGAAAAUAUUGAAUUUGAUAGUGAUGAAGAAGAAGAAGACGAUGAUGAUGAUGAGGAAGAAGAAUCUGAUGAAGAGGAAGAAGAGGCAGGAGAGGAAGCGAGUCUAUUUACGGAUGAUACUGCUCAGGAACCAGGACACGAAAGUGGUUGCACUGCCAUCUUGUCCUUAAUACGAGGCAAACAGAUCAUUGUGGCCAAUGUUGGGGAUUCCAGAUGUGUGCUGUGUCGGAAUGGCAAAGCAGUGGACUUGUCAGUCGACCACAAGCCAGAGGACGCCCCAGAACGAGAGAGGAUAGUAGCAGCCGGUGGAAAAGUCACGGUGGAUGGGCGAGUCAAUGGUGGGCUCAAUCUCUCCAGAGCUCUAGGUGACCAUUUCUACAAAAGAAACAAAGAAAAGAGUGACAAAGAGCAAAUGAUCACAGCUUUACCUGAAAUAAUGACGGAAACCAUUGAGGAGGAGGAUGAAUUCAUGGUGCUAGCUUGUGAUGGAAUCUGGAAUUACAUGACAAGUCAAGAAGUGAUAGAUUUCAUCAAACAUAGAUUAGAUAAAGCUGAAUUCCAAGACACCUUGUCCAGAAUAUGUGAAGAGCUGUUUGACUAUUGUCUUGCACCCAACACUCAUGGAGAUGGGACAGGAUGUGACAAUAUGACGUGCAUUAUCAUCAACUUUAAAAAUAAUCAGAACAACAAGAGAAACUGUAGCACACUAGACAGUUGUUCAGAGGGUCAGUCAGAAAAACGACCAAAACUGGACAUAGAUGAAACUACCCAAGCAUUCACACCAAGCGAGCAGGGUGACUUCGAGGCAGAUAAAUAAGACAGAUCCACAGGAAAAAUGUUGUCAAUUUCACAUAGAUUGUGUUUAUUAUAUAAACAUUGAAAUUUUUAGCUCACAUGAGCUGAAAGCUCAAGUAAAUUAUUCUGAUCACUUUUUGUCCGGCAUCAAUCUGUCCACCAACAGUUAAUAUUUUCGACUUCUACAAAGGGGGAGGGGUCGUAUAUUGGUUUUUGUCCUGUCUAUCUGAAACUUAAACCUUGCUCGUAACUUUGAAUGGUGAGUGAUAGAGCCAUCGUAUUUCAUAUGUAUAUAUCUUGGUAUAUAUCUUGUGACAAGACCUUUCUGUUGGUACCAAAAGUUUUUUGAUGUUGUGACCUUGACCUUUGAGAUUGACCUACUUUUAAGAAAAUUUAACCUAGGCAAUAUCUCCUGCACUAUUUAAGGUAGGGCUUUCAUAUUUUUUAUAAAGAUUCUUUAUGUCAAGAAACUUAAUUUGAUGCCAUGGUGACCUUGAAGUUUAAUUCAAAUUUUAAAACUUUUAUCUUAAGUUUUACCUGUUCAUUACUUUUGAAUAGUGAGUGAUAUAAUUUUCAUAUUUCAUACAUGUAUUCCUUGUGAUAAGACCUUUCUUUUUGGUACCAAAAAUUUUGAUGUUAUAAUGAUCUUGGAUUCUAACUGACUUUUAAGAAAAGUUAACCUCGGCAAUAUCCUCUGAACUGUUUGAGGUUGGGUUUCGUGCGUUGUAUAUCAAUUCCUUAUGGAAAGACCUUACAUUUCAUACCAUGAAUUUUUUUUACUCUAUGACCAUAUAUCAUAACCCUGUGGGGCUAGUUUGGAACCACUAUACGGGGUUUAAAAAAAUGGAAAUAAAGAUUGCAUAAAAUCUUUUAAAAAUCACAGAAGCAGAACAACAGCAGGGCCAAGAUGAUUCAUGUGAGCACCGUGGCCAUUCGCCUCUUGUUAUAUAAUUGUCAAAUGAACUUCAUGUCCUAAUCAUCAACAUUAUUCAUGUGAUUGCAUCCAAUUUGUAAAUUUUGAACAGAAAAAGUAUAUAUAUGUGCAUAGGCCUUUGUACUAUUUUGAUGAGUGUUAUUAUUUAGUCAAUCAUUGAUUAAAUGCCCUUUCAAGGGGAGAGAAUUAAGAAAUAGCAAAAAUGGGGUGUUUUAAAGAUCUUCUCAACAACUACAGUAAAACACGCUUAUUGCAAAUAUGCAUACAAUGAUUUUAUGCAUAAUGCAAAGUGAUAUUUAUUCCCUUAUGAGGGCAAAAUAACGGAAAAAAAUUAUAACAAAGUUUGGUUAUAACAAACUGUUUUCGUUGGCCCUGAAUGUUUGCUAUAACCAUGUUUUAGUGUAUAAUGAAGUUUUGUUAUAACGAACUGUUUUCUCUGGCCAUGGAGGUUUGCUAUAACCGUGUUUUACUGCACUGGACCAGCAAAGAACUAGCAAAGAAGCCCCUAGAUGUAAUUUAAGAUUCACAUGAACCUGGAGCAAGGAGGGGGGUGGAAUAGGGAUUUAAUGUUAUAUCUUUGGAAGAUAUAGGAAAAUUCUUUUUAAAAUGUUUUUAAAAACCACAAGGUUUUUUGAUUGAAUUAAAGCUGUAUGAUCCGAU
Molecule: messenger RNA, 3904 nt
Organism: Ostrea edulis (European flat oyster)
Lineage: Eukaryota; Metazoa; Mollusca; Bivalvia; Ostreida; Ostreidae
Product: protein phosphatase 1G-like
Exons: 10
Coding region: 164-2332 (722 amino acids)
Biological process (GO): protein dephosphorylation
Molecular function (GO): protein serine/threonine phosphatase activity; cation binding
Source: RefSeq, a predicted model, not a curated record